Molecule: messenger RNA, 525 nt
Organism: Knipowitschia caucasica
Lineage: Eukaryota; Metazoa; Chordata; Actinopteri; Gobiiformes; Gobiidae
Source: the annotation of a GenBank genome assembly
AUGCACUUUGAGAACAUCAACACUUAUUGGUCUCCCUCCCGUCCUUCUCCUCGUGUCACACGAGACCACCGUCACACGAGACCACCGUCACACGAGACCACCGUCACACUAGACCACCGUCACACUAGACCACCGUCACACGAGACCACCAUCACACGAGACCACCAACCAGUUCCUUCCCAGUUCAACCCUCCACCAGCUAAAAAGAAGAAAGUGGUCGCGUAUCUCCUCAUCACUGGUCAGACGUUCCAGGCUCACCAGCAGAUCCUGGACCACCUGAACAAAGGCCCGUUGAGCAUCUCUGUCACUGAGGACGUGCAGCAGUGUGACGUCAUCCUGCUCUUCUGUCCGAUCCUGUCGCGGGUCCGCUCUGAUGUAGAGUCUGCUUUCAGGAAGAUUCCAGAUGGAGCUGAAGAUAAACCAGUGGUUCUAGUUCUGUUGCAUCACACCCGCAAACCAGACCAGGUGCUGAAGCAGACUCAGUGGAUGGAUGAGUUCCCCAUGGUCAUCCAGGAGGCGAAAUAA